UUGGCCAGUCUGAGAGUGUAUCGUGUCGUGUUAGGUGGAGUUGAGUGUUGCAGGAGGUCCACUCGCAUCUUUUUUUUUUUCUGCUUUCUGUCUUCAGUUCUUUUUUUUUUGGUGGUGUUAAAGAAGACGUUAUCCCAUCUCUACUGUGACUGGAAACCAAGAAUUUCCAAUGAAGUUGGAGGAACAGAUUUGUGAGAACUACACAGGUCCUACAAGUAUCCAGACUACUGCCUCUUGUUAGUGUAUUGUGUAAUGUGUAGUGGAGUUUUGUAAUUGUGGGGAACCCUUAGAGACGUGUGAACAAAGGAGUUCAUUCAGUGUGCGGGAAACCGACAGACCCGAAGGUCUGUUUAGUAGAAAUAUAUAUAUUUUUUUUACGUGGAACUUCUCGCGGAUACUAUUGCCGGAGCAUACCUAGGAUGACUAGGCCAACAGAAACUCAGUGCGUCGGUAAGAAAGAGUGAAAAGUGUAGGUAUGAAGUAAGCAGUAUGUUUGCUUCUGUCCAUGUGUGUUUGUAUUGUGAUGUGUACAGCAGUGUUUCGCCCGUCGCCCUAAGUGGUCACUGUUCCACCUGAAAUCAGGGAAGCUGUGAGUGGUGGCGGGGUCGUGGCACGAGGCAGCUAGGCGACAUGGAGCUGUGCACCACCCUGCUCCUACUUGCGGGUCUCACCACCAGCAUCGCCCUCGCUAGAAAUCUAGAACAACCGCGCUACGACACAGCAUAUGCCUGCGAAGGAAAGACAUUGAAGAUCGAGUGUAAGGAUGGAGAGUUGAUUCACUUGAUACGUGCCAACUAUGGACGCUUCUCCAUCACGAUAUGUAACGACCACGGCAACACGGACUGGAGUGUUAACUGCAUGUCCCCAAAGUCACUGCGAGUUCUUCACAACAGAUGUAGCCAGCAGCAGAAUUGCAGCAUUCUCGCAAGCACAAGUAUGUUUGGUGAUCCAUGUCCAGGCACUCUAAAAUAUUUAGAGGCACACUAUCAGUGUAUGCCAGCAGCAACAACCACCACAACCAGUCGUCCAAGUCCGCCGUGGCUGAUUACUUCUCAGCCAAGUGUGUGGAGCACAGGCAAGUCAGCCACAUUGCGACCGCCACCUCCUCAGAAACCACCCAGCACCCCAGAUGGUCAAAUUGUCACUACCAUAGCAGUGAGUAGUGUUGCAGCAUUGGCACCUGGGUCAACUAGCACAACAGUUCCUCUCUCUGCAGUAGCACCAAAGGGGACUCACAGUGACACAGACACACACCCACCACCUCUAGGAGACAUGACUACUGUAACUGCUUCCACAAUACGCCCAGCGUGGAAAACAACCCACAGAACAACAGCAGCUUCCAGCACAGCAGUGUUUGAAUAUGUGCCAUCACCAAGUGUUACGUGGCUUCAAGAUAACGAGUUUAUCCAACUGUGCAGUCCUACUUUGGCUAGAAAUUUAUAUUGGAACUGGACACGGGCAGGAGAGGUAAAUGUUCAGCCAUGUCCCGGUGGUGCUACAGGUCUGGCCAGGUGGAGAUGUGUCACUCAGUCACCAAAAUCUGUACCUGCCCCUUCAUCAGGGACCGAGUCCACAUCCUCUAAUUCUCUCCCACCCAUUUGGCUGCCGCAUUCACCUGACCUAAGCGAGUGUCGUUCAGUGUGGCUGACCAGUCUAGAGUCUCGCGUCGAAGAGGGAGACUCCAUAAUCAGUAUUGCCAAUGACCUGUCCCAGGUGACAAGCAGCAAGACUCUGUAUGGUGGAGACAUGAUGACUACGACAAAGAUCAUCAAGAAGAUGGCACAAAAGAUGUCAGUUGAUAUAGAAACAUUCCCAGACCCAAGACAGAGAGAAGCUAUUGUGACGGAACUGCUGUACGGUGUUGUGAAAACAGGAAGUAAUUUGCUUGAUGAAUCGCAGCAUCCAUCAUGGAGAGACUUAAGUUUCAAAGAACAGAUGAGAGUAGCUACCUCACUUCUGAUGGGUCUGGAGGAAAAUGCAUUUCUUUUGGCAGAUAUUGUGGUCAGAGAGAAAACUGUCACCCAGACCGUGAAGAAUAUCUUGUUAACCGUUCGUGUAGUCGAGACCCACAACAUAGGGGUAGAACAGUUCCCUUCUUCUACCUCUCUGGAACAAUGGCCAGUGAGCCAAGAUUGGUUGCAACUUCCUCGUGGAGCUCUGCUUGAGAACAGUGAAGGGGGGUUUGUGCGCCUUGUAUUUGUGGCAUUUGACCGUCUGGAGGAAAUUCUGCAACCUCAGGCAGAUCCAUCCACAGUGGUUAUGGUUAGUGAGAAUGGUGAAGUGACUACAGGUGUCCGUGGUUCGCGUAAUGUGACCCGAGUACUGAAUAGUAAAGUGAUCUCAGCCUCCCUUGGCAAGGGCAGGCAUAUCCAACUCUCUGAACCCGUCCGCCUAUCUCUUCGUCAUCUACGCACAGAGAAUGUUAGCAACCCUGCCUGUGUCUUCUGGGACUACACUAUGAGCGCGUGGUCAGAUGAAGGUUGUCAUGUAGAAAUGACAAACCAUACACACACAACCUGCCAGUGUGACCAUUUAACUAAUUUUGCCAUACUUAUGGACGUCCACGCAACAUAUCUCCCUCCUCCUCAUCAGGUGGCUCUGCAGAUCAUUACGUACAUUGGCUGUAUUAUUUCCGUUGUGUGCCUCCUGUUAGCCAUUGUCACAUUCCAGUUGUUCAGAGGUUUGAAGUCGGACCGCACGACAAUCCACAAAAACCUUUGUGUAUGUCUGUUGGUUGCGGAAGUAUUGUUCCUUGCAGGCAUCAGCCAGACAGACAAGCCCAUCGUGUGUGGCAUAGUUGCAGGCCUGCUCCAUUUCUUUUUCCUCUGUGCAUUUGCUUGGAUGUUUCUAGAAGGCUUCCAGCUUUAUGUAAUGCUGAUUGAAGUCUUCGAAGCAGAGAAGUCAAGAAUUCGUUGGUAUUACAUCUUCGCCUAUGGUGCACCACUUAUUAUUGUAGCAGUCUCCUGUGUUGUUGAUCCAUUCAGCUAUGGUACAGAUCGAUAUUGCUGGUUGCGAGCAGAUAACUUCUUCAUAUUUAGUUUUGUGGGACCAGUCAUUGCUGUGAUACUUGCCAAUCUAGUCUUCUUGAGCAUGGCAAUUUACAUGAUGUGUCGCCAUGCCAAUGCGUCUGCUUCAAUGAAAAGCAAGGAACAUUCGCGCCUUGCCAGUGCUAGUGGGAAGGAAGAAAAUGCUCUUCAGAACAAAUUACAGUCACACCUGGCUUGGUUGAGAGGAGCCAUCGUGCUUGUGUUCCUACUUGGACUCACAUGGACAUUUGGUCUUCUUUAUCUGAAUGAAGAAUCACUCAUUAUGGCUUAUAUAUUUACUGUGUUGAAUAGCUUGCAGGGACUGUUUAUCUUUGUUUUCCAUUGUGUUCAGAAUGAGAAGGUUCGCAAAGAGUAUAGGAAAUUUAUCCGAAGGCAUUCAUGGUUACCUAAAUGCCUGAGAUGUUCGAAACACUCGAACGGCAAAGAGAGGCGUUCGAGUUUGUAUGCGGGCUCCAACGGGAAUCCCUCUGCCCCCAACUCCCACAGUACAGACAGCUCCGCUCUCUCACCUCAUGGGACAAGUGUGGGUACCAGCUGUGCAGCCCCAGGCUUGACCCUGGGCCCUCCCCUCACACACCACCACCGACAGCCACAUGCACCGGCACCAGCUCUGGCCAUCACUAGCUCGUAUUUCCUCCAGCGGGGGUGGAGCUCAUGCAGCAGCCGCGGAAAGUCCAGCCAGGUCUCCGCGCCUGCCCCCGGUCUCACCCGAGUCAACCAUCGCACUAGUGCUAGUAGUCGCACUGCCACCUCCAAUCCCUCCGACCAGGAAGUCGAGAACAUUUCGUUUAAAUCAUACAGCCGGGAUUCGGGUCAUGGAGGCUCUGAGCAGGAGGAUUCCCCUCGUUCUCACAAUACGACUACGCUGAACAGUCUGAAUAAUCUGCGGAGCCUCAGCAAUAGCAGAGACACACGACGUCAGCCCUACAUGCCACCAGACUACCAGCAAGGUAUCACCAAUGAUCUCUCGGUCACAGACAAAAGAGUGGGCCCUACUGACAGUGAGUGCAUGACUAAAUAUUGCCGGGACCAUGAACAAGACCAUUCCCCAGUUGGCCGUAAUGGGGAGAGUUUAGCAACACAACAGAAUCAGCCAGCCACCGUUCAUGUUCAGCAUGGAAUAUGCACAGCCAAAAAGUCGAACAAUUUUUUACGUUCAGCCAGUCCUUGGAAUCACACUUACACAGAGAUACGUGAGGGGAGGCCACAUGGACAUGUCCUCACGCAUGCCCACUCUCACACCCACACUGUUGCUUCAUCAACAGGGCUCCCAGAUGAUGAUCCUGUGUAUGAGGAAAUUGAACGGAGUGAGGUCCAAGUGUCUGACAUGAGUGAUGAGGACGGAAAGAGACAGAGCGAUGUGAGUCGACAAUCAUCACGUAGCUAUGGGGAUCAUCGACCCCUGAUUCCCUAUAGCCCUGCCACUGACAGGAACUUCCAUUCAUGCUUGGAUGCAGCAUUUAAGCAUCAGCUCAAGGAUCACGCUCGUUAUCAUCCAAGUCUAGACAGGGACCUGGAAGAGAUGGAUUUCUGUGGCCCAUCUCCAGGUGGGUUCCACACAACAACUGACCUGUCAAGGCAUCCGCCCAACCCCAGUGCUUAUGUAUAUUCUGGUGAGAAUGCGCGCACAGUUGCUGUACUGGAUGGUGAGACAGUGGUGUGUCAUCUCCAGCAGCCAGAUCACCAAAUUUACCCCCAUGAUUCUUAUAACUCCAGAACAAUGGUGCUGCCACCUUAUAGUGAAUGCUAAUGGUACUGACACCUUACGGUGAAUGCUAACAGUGUGAGUGCGUGAGUGAAAGAACAUAAGCCAUAGGUGAUAGUCAUAGCUCAAUUGAAAGUGGCAUGACUUCGACUCACCUGUUUGGCACAUGGUAAAUUGAAAUUGGCAUAUGCCCGUCAGAUGACCCGUGAGAGUUUUGUAGAUCCCCUUGAUUUGCUGCUUGAAUCAUAACUCCUAAUGCUUUGUCUAUAAGCACAGAUUAUCAGAACCUACCAGUGAUUUGUGUACAUAAUGUAAAUAAGUGCUUUGUACAUGUUGGACUAUGGAUACAUUGCUAAUGCAAUGGUUCAUGAUGUGGCCCAGUAAAUGUGUCAUAUAUCUGUGAUGUUGCCUUGAUGUACAUGGGUUGGACUGGCUGGCUCUCAAAGACUGGAAAACUUGUCAAGUACCGUAUCAUAAACUUGCACAGAAGUUUGCAAAUAAAUUAUUUAAGAGUUAA
Molecule: messenger RNA, 5269 nt
Organism: Cryptotermes secundus
Lineage: Eukaryota; Metazoa; Arthropoda; Insecta; Blattodea; Kalotermitidae
Gene: Cirl
Product: latrophilin Cirl
Exons: 16
Coding region: 631-4797 (1388 amino acids)
Biological process (GO): cell surface receptor signaling pathway; adenylate cyclase-activating G protein-coupled receptor signaling pathway
Cellular component (GO): membrane
Molecular function (GO): carbohydrate binding; G protein-coupled receptor activity
Source: RefSeq, a predicted model, not a curated record